Molecule: messenger RNA, 1143 nt
Organism: Truncatella angustata
Lineage: Eukaryota; Fungi; Ascomycota; Sordariomycetes; Amphisphaeriales; Sporocadaceae
Exons: 3
Coding region: 1-1143 (380 amino acids)
Source: RefSeq, a predicted model, not a curated record
AUGCAUUUGAUUACUCUCGCCGCUCUCCUAUCCGGGGUCGCUGCCUCUGUCAUUCCUACAGCAGCCAAUCCGUUCUCGAUCGUUGUUCCUCUGGAGCGACGUCAAGUCGUGGCCCCGACUGAGACUUGCGGGAGCUAUACCACGGUCACCGUAACCCCGGCGGUAGUAAGCGUGACAAGUUCGGAACUUGUCACUACAACAGCGGAGACCAUCACGACUACAGAAGUUUCCAUCACUGAAUCAGCACAGGAGACAACCGAGGUGGUAACGGUGACUGAGUUCGAAACAUCCUUCACCACAGAGACGACCACGGCUGCGACGACCACUUAUUCUGUUCCGACCUCGCACAACUACUCUUCAUCUGCCCAUCCGGUUUCAGUAAUCUCGUCGUCUGCAUCGGCUACAUCAUCUUCUGCAUCGAUUUCCUCAUCCUCUGGAUUGGCUUCCUUGUCCUCCGCUUCAGUCACUUCGUCAUCCUCUACGUCAUCAGCAGUCGUCUGCACAAUAACCGUUACAGCAGACGCCUUGUUCACAACCACCACCGAGACUAUCACUGGAAGCGCUACUGCCACCGCUACUGAGAUAGUUACGUCCUUGAUCAUUGAAACUACCACCACAACCGUCAGCACGACUGAUGUAAUCACCACUAUCGUCCCUACUACCGUGCCGGUCACUGCCACGACUGUCGUGACUAGUACCGUAGCCCCUGCUACCCCCACGGUCAUCUUAAAGGCGGUUGGCGGUAGCGUUGACGGAAAGUACUUGACCCUAUUAACUGCAAGUUCUGCUUUCGAAUUCAUCGCUUUUACUUCCGACGUGACGUCUGCAAAGUCUUUCUAUAUUGCCGACAACGGUGCUUUAGCCCCAACUUCAUACACAGACAGGCUAGGAUAUUAUUCCAACGGCGUCGGAUCCGCUAGCUAUGUCCUUGUCACUACUGCAUCCUACGCGACGUCUCAAGGUGGUGUAGCCUUAUCAUGUCAGCUAAACGGUUCGGCCACCGCUGGAAGCACAGGGUCGCUCACAUGCCCGAAUGGCGGUAGCGCUCUUGCCACUUUCUCGAUCGUUCAGGGCAGGUUGAAUGUGCAAAACUCGCAGGGGACCAAUGAAGUCAUCACAUUGGAAUAUACUGUGCUGUCAUAG